CAGUCUCUGCAAUGCAUGAUCGGAGCCUUGCCGCCAAGCCAUCUGCAAACACCAGGGAACCGCAGAAAUCUAAUCGGUGCUUAGUGUGUCCUUUUAAUGGUACGGUGUGCAAUUUAUAAUUGCAGAAACGGGCACAAGAAUUCUUCAAGAUUAAGUGGAAUAACAUUUCACAGAAUCGUCGUACCUAGGAAAGGUAGCCUUUACGAAUGGUAACAAAGAGGAAAAGAAGCUUGGACAAGCAAAUGCUAGGCUAGGCCUAUGCUUAUGGAUUCGGCAGCCAUUUAUUUUGAGUGUUUUUCCAAGAAAACAUUUUCAUUAAAGUCAUGCAUGGAGGGAGCACCGGUAUCAAGGCAUUUCAAGUUGGCCUGCUGGGCACAGCGGGCAGUAACCUUAGAGGCUUAACUGGUUAUCGUCGUUUAAUGUUUACAAGAAGAUUGCACGUUGGCUGGAGACACCUUCGCUUAAAGGAUCCAAAACGGGAUUGGACUCCAAAAACGAACUCGCCUGGAAACCCAUCAAUUAAAAGUCAUGGUUUUGAUAAACCAAGUGCAAUUAUUUGGAGCUUGCUUGUUGGACGUGGACGUCAUAUACAAGCACUUGAGGACCUGAAAGAACUAGCUCAAGUGCUAUUACGAUUAGUUACACGUCAAUUUGAAGUUCAAACUGCUGAAAGAAUUCGUCGCGGAUUGCAGCUGUAUUCAGUUUAUUCUCGCCUUUGGGGUGAAGAGGCUGCCAGGGCUUGGCUGAAAAGCAUUCGGCGAGUACUGAUUACAAGAGGAAGGCGCUUUCUUCUUUCUGCUGUGUGCUUUUCAAAUUACAAUUGGGAUGCUAACAAGAUAUCUGAUGAGUCUUUGAGAAGUGCUGUGAGAGACUUGAAUAGUGUUGAAGAGCUUUGCAGGGCAACAGUUCAAUGUGAUAGUUGUGGGAAAAGGCAGGUGAUUGACCAGCAGAUGGCCAGGAUUGACUAUUGUAUGUGUGAUGGGCAUUUAGGUUAUACCAACACAUCACGUGUGUAUGAUUCAUGGGAGCCUUUUAUUGAACGAGCACAUCACAUAGUGUGGCGUAAAAAACAUGAAGUUCAUCAGCAUCUUUAUGCAUAUAAAGUCUAUGGUACAUAUGAUGAUGUUUCUUUAAGUGCCUUCAUGGAAGUUCAGCUGAACAGUGACUUCAGAACUGAAUGGGAUGAUACAGCAUUGCAGUUACGUGUUUUAGAUUCUCAGAAAGAAUCUAAUUCAGAUCUAAUAUAUUGGCUUGUUAAAUAUCCGCAUUUCUUUGCAAAUAGGGAUUACAUCUAUAAGAGGCGCUUCAUGUGGAAUGAAGAAAAGCAAGAAGCAGUCAUCCUGAAUGAAGCAGUAUCUCUCAAUAAUAUUCCUGAAGAAAAGGGAGUUCAUCGUGUGUCUGAGUAUUGGUCUACCAUGGUCAUCAGAGCCAAAGAGGAUGCAAGUAAGCCUGGUUUGGAGUACACUUUGACCUAUUUUGACAACCCUGGAACAAGUUUACCUCAGUGGUUGACCAACUUUAUUGCUGUGACUGGAUUUCCAAGUUUUCUUGAGAAAGUUCAUGAAGCAGCUGUAAGUCUCCAAGCCAUUCAUGAAGAAGGAAAGGACGUUUACAUAAGUCUUCCAAAAGAGCUAAGAUAUGCACAUAUCCCAAAAUUUAAAAAACCAUCUUUGAAGGAACCAACUGAAUUUAAAGUUACAGUAGACAAAGAUAUGAGACCAGUUAUUAUAGAUGUUCCUCAGGUAAUGGCAACAAUUAAGGACAGUGAAGAUCUAAUGCCAUUAUUAGAAGAUAGUAAAAGGGAGAUGAUAGAAGGAAUUGAUAUUGUAAAUGAAGAAUCAAGCAAAGGCUCUGAUGACAUAAUUGAAAUUCAGGGUCACAUGCCAGCUGUUGCUGAGUUGCUAGAGAGAGAGGAAAGCAAAGAAGAAAGGGGAGAGAUGGAAGAUCUUAAUAAGAAUAUUGAAGAAAAGGAAUUUAUAGAAAAAUUGGAUGAGAAAUUUGUUCCAAAAGCUGAACCUGAAGUAAAUGAAGAAAUUUUCAAGUCUGAAAAUAAAACUUAUAACAAGCCGGAAAAUGAAAAGGAUACCACUUUUGACUCGAGACAAGACAAUAAAAUUAUUAGUGAAUCAAGUAGAAUAACUUCAGAUCUUGAUAUAAAUAUGACUGGCCCUGAUGCAGAUAAAUCUUUGCAAGUUCAGCUUGGCAGUAAGGUGGUAGAAGUUGACAUUUUAGAAGGUAUGGAAGUGGUUGCUCCAAAUUUAGAUAAAAAGACAGCCUUGUCAAAGAAUGUUGAGAAAUUAGCUACAAAGGCAUUUGAAGAACUUGAAAAUAGGACAGUUUUAGUAGAACGACUUAAGAGCAUUAGGAGAAAAUUAAAACUUUUUAAGAAACAUGCUAUUGAAAGAAAGGAAAUAUCUCUGAAAAAAAUGGAGGAGUUUGAAAACCGCAGUAGAUAUGAAUCAUUUGAUGACCAAACUCAAAAGCAUCUUGAAAAAUUAUUUGAUGCCAUGAGAGAAGUUCUUCAGGCAGAUAAGGAUAUGCGUACUGGCAAAGGUCUAAUGUCAAGUUCAUCUGUACAUGUUGAUGAAGGUAAAGUUCACAGCAGUUGUGAAUCAGAUGAUGGGGAUCCCUGCAAUCAUAAUUCUUUUGUUAUACAAGCAGAACAGCCCUCUGACCAUGAAGAUGUUAGUAUUCUAUCAAAUGAAAAAGAAUUCUCAGACUCCCCUGUUGAAAAGAAUUCAAAUGAAAAAGAUAAGACUUCUAAAAAGGAAUCCAGGUCAUCAGAUGACCCUCCUCCUCCUCCGCCUUCACAGCCAUCUGUAUCAGAAGAUCAGGCAGAUUCAGUCACAGAAUCAGAAAGUUCUAAAGAGAUCACCAGCACCGAAAUUGAAACUUAUAAUGGCAUAGACACUGUUGAUUAUGACCCACAAAAUCAUUUCAGUUAUAAUGCAAGGAAAUCAUGGCUAUCCUUCCCAAAUCCCAUGGGCUGGUUGGAACAAAAAAAGAAGGUAGGUAUUGAAGUUAUGCCAAGCAUUAAAGAAGAAAUUGAAGUAAAUGACAGCGAAAAUUAUGUGAAUAGCAUUGUUAGUCAGGUAUGGUACAUUGUGGGAUUAGGGUGGAUAUUGAGCACAAACUCAGAACCAUUUGCAGAUGGGGAAGAUUUGUCUGAGGAGAAAGCUGUUUCCAAACUUGACAGUAAUGACAAAGAAAAAAAUUCUAACUGGUACUGGUAUCCUGUUAGUGGUGCUUAUCGUCUGUAUUUGUGGGCUUUUAAAUCUUCUAAAGAAACUGCAUAAUUGCAAUUUGGAAAAAGUAAUGAGCACAAUUUAUCAUGAAAUUAUUUUCAGUUCCAGGGGGAUCAUUUGAACCAGGUCAUUUAUGGCAGCUUGUAUCUGAAUUAUUUUUCUAACAAGGUUUCAUGGAAUGUGUUUGUAUCAUGUGGUGGAAUACUGUUUCAUGGUAUCAUUGUUUUAUGUUGAGCUUGGUCAAUCUUUGGUAAAUGUAUAGCCUGUGUUCUUAGAUACUGACAAGUCUGAAGUAUUCAACAAGUGUAUUACCCUUAUUUUGUUGGUAAUGGACCUGAGGUGUUAGAUGCAGACACUGCAAAUAUUUACAGUCAGUCGGGAUUUGGAGUUUUGAAUGCUGUAACAUGCUUGUCUUAUAUCUGCUUAUAAUGUGUAUGUAUGUUGCAGUUGAGUGAAUGGUUUUUAUUUAUGUAAAAUGAUAGCAAUGUUAGUACAUGCAUAAUAUUAAGUAUAGACUUCAAUAAAAAAUUAUUAGUCAAUAAUGUAAGGCAUAAGGUAUAUGGGAGCAAAACAAAAUUUUAAAACAAUCAUAAUGACAGGAGAAUAGAAAUGCAAUGAAAAAAUAAGAGCAAUAUGGAAAUGGUAACAAUUUGUUAGAAAUUCUUCUAACAUUUUUAGAAAUUUGCCAUUGUGAUGAAAAUAAAUUUUUUAGAAAUCUGAAUAUUAGUACCGUAUUAAGUUCUCUUAAGUGGUAUAUAUAUUUUAACAAGUUUGUUAGUAUAACAGGUAAUUUUUCAUGCUGUUAUUAUCACAUGUACAGAUAGUAUGACUAUUAUUUAACUUUUUUUAUAUAUAUUUAAACAAUCUUAAAGUGAAACCUUUCCACUUGACGCAAGACUCUUAAAUAGUAAGAUGUUACAUUUUUUAACUAAUAUGAUAACUGAUAUCCUUUUAUCAAAUAAAUGAGAUAUAUAUGUAUCCUGAUUUCUGUAAAGAAGCUUUCCUGGGUUAUAUUUUUCAUUGUAGAGUACUAAAUACAAGGUAUGAUAAAAAUAAUGCUAGAACUAUUCUCAAUGUUAGCUAAGUAAGAAUAUCCACAAAACCACAAGAGGUGUAACAUAGUAAGAUCGAACACUCAUCCGUAUAAAUGAUCAUGUGAAAUCACCAAAACCCAUUACAGUAUAAUGAAUAAAUUAAAUAUUUUGAUGAAGAAAGUAAUCAGCCCCAACUUAGGACAUAGGGUAAUUCUUUUUAAUUCUGCCUAAGGAUGCCUGAUUGUCUCCCCAAUUUGAACCAGUCCCCAUAUGUAGUGAAUGCAAUGGUAAAUCCCUGUUUUUUAAAAUUUUAAACAGCAAAAGUUGAUGCAUGAAAGAGUUUGAAGAAAUUUCAGUUUAAUCCAGGUGUAUUAGAUUUCAAGACUUUGCAGUUUGCCAAAUUUAAUACUGCACGACUGGAUUAUCUCCAUAGAAUUCACAUAUGAAUCUUUAGGGCCUGCAUGUACAGUUCUAAUUAGAAAGAUUCUUUUGCAAAUAGUUGUCAUAUAGGUCUAAUUAAAUCAGUAAUUGAAUUAGUUUGCAAAUGUGAACAUCAUAAAUUUCUGUUUAUCAGUCACUUUUAUGAAAUAAGAUUAGAAGACAUAUAUCUUUCAGUUUAAACUACAGAAUACAUUUUUCCAUUAGCACCUUUUGAACUACUAUAUGAUCUUUAAUAGAUAUAUAGAAAUAUGUUUUCAUACAAGUAGGAAGAUAUGUUAUAGAGUAUUUGUACCCUACCCUUUGUAUUUUUGUUUUACUUUGGGUCAGUUUCCUUAUAAAAGAAAAAUGAAAACUUAUAGGACCACUGCAUCCAUAUUUUGUCAUUCAUGUUUUUUAUAUACUAUACAUAUAUAAAAAUUAUCCAUUUUUAUGUUACAGAAUUUUUUUGCUACUUGUUCAAGCUCAGUUUGUUUUCAUGUUUGGCCUUUAAUAUGUAGAACUGAAUAGUAAUUCUUGAAAGCAAUAAUGGAUAACUAGUAAUACUUGUAGUCCUUCCUUGAUUACCUUGCUUAGAAUCUUAUUUUUUUUUUUUUUUACAAAACACACUCCUUUAGACAUUUUUUUUUUUUUUUUUUCCUUAAAACCAUGCAUACUUAGGUAAUUGAAUUUUGGUGCCAUUUGUAGAUAUUCCUUUUUACUGUGCAGUAGUUGAAGUAAGAAUAUUGAGAGAAAAACUAAUUUGUGUACAUUGCAUAACCAUAUUGGCAUGGAUUAUGGUGCCACAACCCAGUAGUAUAUGUUUGAAUCACAUAUUAACUGCACUCUGUUUACUAACUCAUUACAUGCAUUGUCUUAAGGUCCAAAGCAAAAGAGGGCUUACUUAAAUGGUCUUUCUUUACGUUAGAAGGUUGUUUUCAAUCUUUAAGUACCGUAAUUAGCAUUGGGUAGUCUUCCAACUUGAAUUUAAGAUCCUUUUGUUACAAAGAAAAUAGUGUCGUGUGUUUUAUACACACUGCACUGGUACAUAUAUAGAAAAGUGAAACAGGAACUUGCAAGUGAAGAGCAGAAUAACAUAAAUGUCAAAGUUGUGGAAUGUAUCUGCAAACAAGAGUUUGGUAAACCAUUGCCAAAUACAGUUUGUAAGUAAGUACUUUUAGUGUAAAUGGCCAAAGGAAAACCAAUGAUGAAUUCAGUUGACAAAGUGUAAGGACAAGAAAAAAGAAUAACAAUGUAACACUAGAAUGAAGUACAAAAUUGUACAAAAACAAUGGGAUAUAAAUGAUAAACAAAAGGAUUAAGCCUACUGUGCAUAUUUAUAAACUGCAUUGAAUAAUUGUUGGCUACAUAAUUAGGAAAUGAUUGCAGAUUCAAAUGUAAUGGAACUUUGACCCUAUGUAAGUUUAUAUACUUUAAAUUUAGAUAUUUUUGAAGAGUAAUUUACUGCAUGAAGAGCCAUUUUAACCAUAUUCUUUAUAAGGUUGCCUUUUAUGAAAAAAUAAAUACAAUUUCAUUCAUUUACAUCUUAAGAUAGUUAACUGCCUGAGUUUUUGUUAGAUCUAUAUUAAACAUGAUAUUAAAAAAAUUUGAGACUAGCCACGAAUGGUGUACCAUUGGCAUUGCCUAAAGCUUUUUGUAACAUCUCACUGGUACCCAAGUUACAUUGCUUCAUCAUGCUAGAUUUAAAAUUCCAAGUGUGGAUCAGAUUAUCUGAGCAUUUAGCUGUUAUGGAAGUGCCAUUUAUAACAUAUUCCACUGCAAGGUUUUCACAGAGUUGUAGGUUUGUAUAUUUUUUUGUUUUAACCAUUUGUAAGGAUAACUGAUAUUUAUUUAACAUAAAAUUGAAGUGCUAGAUGCACAAAUGAGAUUUCUCUUUAUAUGUGAAUUAAGUGUAAGCUGUGGAGGAGAAAGUUCCACUUGAGUGUGCAUUAUAGUACUAACAUUUUCAAGUGGUAUUGUAGUACAGUACUGACCCAAGAAGAUUUUAACUAUGCAUUUAAACCAAGUAUUAUGUACAUAAUGUUAUUUUUUUGUUGCAUGACUGGCUGUUCCAUGUUGCUCUCUUUUUUUUUAAGUAUUUAAUGGUACAAGUGGUUUUUUUUUUUUUUUGCUAAGAAAACCAGAAUUUAUCAAAAGAUUUUACAAGGUGAUUCAUUUGAUGGCUGUGACAGUUAUGAAAAGUAUAUUCUUUCUCCACAUGAUGAAAACUGCUCAAAUUUACCUUUUUGUACAGAUCUGCCAAGCCCUGGUGUUUAUGAAUUGUAAAGUAAUUUGUAAAUAUUUUUUACGACAAUAAAUAUGGCAUUUGA
Molecule: messenger RNA, 7026 nt
Organism: Macrobrachium nipponense
Lineage: Eukaryota; Metazoa; Arthropoda; Malacostraca; Decapoda; Palaemonidae
Exons: 11
Coding region: 324-3296 (990 amino acids)
Molecular function (GO): lipid binding
Source: RefSeq, a predicted model, not a curated record